Molecule: messenger RNA, 2082 nt
Organism: Camelina sativa (false flax)
Lineage: Eukaryota; Viridiplantae; Streptophyta; Magnoliopsida; Brassicales; Brassicaceae
Product: peptidyl-prolyl cis-trans isomerase FKBP65
Molecular function (GO): protein binding; peptidyl-prolyl cis-trans isomerase activity
Source: RefSeq, a predicted model, not a curated record
GAAUUCUCUAGAAACCCCCAAAACACUCUCUCUUCUCUCUAUAAAAUCUCAUCGCAGUUCCUCAAUCGAUCUCAUCUUUGUCAACACUCUCUUUGUAAUCCGAUUUCACUCUCAUCUUUUCAACUUUGAUCAGUAAAAUGGAAGACGAUUUCGACAUGCAUCAGUUUCCGGCAGAGGAACAACCGGAGGAGAUGGAUAUGGAUAUGGAUCUCCCAGAAGACGAUGAAGCUGACUCAGCUCCUUAUUUGAAGAUCGGCGAGGAGAAGGAGAUUGGGAAAUCAGGAUUGAAGAAGAAGCUUGUUAAGGAAGGUGAAAAAUGGGAUACGCCUGAGAACGGAGAUGAAGUUGAAGUGCAUUACACGGGAACUUUGUUAGAUGGGACGAAGUUUGAUUCAAGCCGUGACAGAGGAACUCCUUUCAAAUUUACUCUUGGCCAAGGACAUGUGAUAAAAGGAUGGGAUAUAGGGAUCAAGACAAUGAAGAAAGGUGAAAAUGCUGUUUUCACCAUUCCUCCUGAGCUGGCUUAUGGAGAAACUGGUUCGCCUCCAACCAUUCCUCCGAACGCUACUCUUCAAUUUGAUGUGGAGUUGAUAUCAUGGAGGAGUGUUAAGGAUAUAUGUGGUGAUGGUGGGGUGUUUAAGAAAGUAAUUGUGGAAGGAGAAAAAUGGGAGAAGCCUAAGGACCUUGAUGCGGUUUACGUCAAGUAUGAAGCUCGGCUUGAGGAUGGCACCAUUGUUGGAAAGUCUGAUGGUGUAGAGUUCACUGUCAAGGAGGGCCAUUUAUGUCCUGCACUUGCUAAAGCUGUCAAAACCAUGAAAAGAGGGGAGAAGGUUCUUCUAACUGUGAAGCCACAAUAUGGCUUUGGGGAAAUUGGAAGACCAGCUUUUGAUGGUUUUCAAGCUGCAAUCCCACCAAAUGCGACCCUUCAGAUUGAUCUUGAGUUGGUUUCUUGGAAGAUUGUGGUGGAAGUGACUGACGACAAGAAGGUCAUUAAGAAAAUACUGAAAGAAGGAGAAGGAUAUGAGCGUCCCAAUGAAGGAGCAGUUGUCAAAUUGAAGUUGAUUGGUAAACUUCAAGAUGGAACUGUGUUCUUGAAGAAAGGUCAUGAUGAAGAGGAGCCAUUUGAGUUCAAAACUGAUGAAGAACAAGUAAUUGAAGGGUUCGAAAAAGCUGUGAUGGGAAUGAAGAAGGGUGAGGUGGCAUUCAUCAUGAUUUCACCGGAAUAUGCUUUUGGUUCUUCUGAAUCAAAGCAGGAGCUGGCUGUCAUACCACCGAACUCAACUGUAUCUUACGAGGUCGAGCUGGUAUCCUUCAUCAAGGAGAAAGAGUCUUGGGACAUGGACACGAAGGAAAAGAUAGAAGCCGCUGGCAAGAAGAAGGAAGAAGGAAAUGUACUGUUCAAGAACGGAAAAUACGCAAGAGCUUCAAAGAGAUACGAGAGGGGUGUCAGGUACAUAGAAUAUGACUCAGCUUUUGAUGAAGAGGAUAAAAAGAAAGCAAAAGCUUUGAAGAUUGCCUGUAACCUGAACAAUGCAGCUUGCAAGCUGAAACUGAAAGAUUACAAGGAGGCUGCAAAAUUGUCCACAAAGGUGUUGGAGAUGGAUGGUAGAAAUGUGAAGGCGAUGUAUAGGAGAGCACAUGCGUACAUGGAGACAGCUGAUCUCGAUUUGGCUGAGCUUGAUAUUAAGAAAGCUCUUGAAAUUGAUCCAGACAACAAGGAGGUGAAGAUUGAAUAUAAGAAGUUGAAGGAGAAAGUGAAAGAGUACAACAAGAAAGAUGCUAAAUUCUACAGCAACAUGUUGUCGAAAUUGUUGGAGCCACACAAAGGAGCUCAGAAAGAAGCACAAGCCAUGAGUAUUGACACCAAGGCUUAAGUUUGCAAAUCUCUUAGAGAGUAGCAUUCCUCCCAAAAAGUAAAAGUUGAAAUCUAUAAAUUUCUGUGGUACCUUUUGUGUUCUUGGUGUGUAUGGCUUUUACUCUGUUGAAAUAAAAAUAUAAAACAGACUUGUAAUAAACAAGGAUCCGCUCCAAGUACUUUAAGAAUCUUUAAGGGUUUGGCUUGGAGCCUUGGACCAAUUCGUA